Messenger RNA from Pipistrellus nathusii (Nathusius's pipistrelle), 720 nucleotides. Lineage: Eukaryota; Metazoa; Chordata; Mammalia; Chiroptera; Vespertilionidae. The record is from the annotation of a GenBank genome assembly.
AUGGGCCUGGAGCUCUACCUGGACCUGCUGUCGCAGCCCUGCCGCGCCGUCUACAUCUUCGCCAAGAAGAUCGGCGUCCCCUUCGAGCUGCGCAUCGUGGAGCUGCUCAAAGGUCAGCACUGCAGCCAGGAAUUCAUCCAGGUGAACCCCCUGCGGAAGGUGCCCGUCUUGAAGGAUGGGGACUUCACCCUGGCCGAGAGCGUGGCCAUCCUGCUGUAUCUCAGCCGGAAGUAUGAGGCCCCUGACCACUGGUACCCCCAGGACCUGCAGGCCUGCGCCCGUGUGGACGAGUACUUGGCAUGGCAGCACACAUCUCUGCGGAGAAGCUGCUCCAUGGUCCUGUGGCAGAAGAUGAUGCUCCCUCAGUUCCUUGGCGAACGGGUGCCCCCCGAGGCACUGGCAUCUACUAUGGCCGAGCUGGAGAGGUGCCUGCAGCUGCUGGAGGACAAGUUCCUUAAGGACGAUGACUUCCUGGCAGGUCCCCGCAUCUCGGUGGCAGACUUGGUGGCCAUCACCGAGCUGAUGCAUCCGGUCAGCGCUGGCUGCUCUGUCUUCCAGACCCGCCCCAAGCUGGCUGCCUGGCAGCAGCGCGUGGAGGAGGAGGUCGGGACGGGCCUCUUCCAGGAGGCCCACGAGGUGGUCCUGAAGGCCAAGGACCUGCCGCCAGUGGACAUCGCCAUGAAGGACCAGCUGAAGCCCCUGGUGGAGGUUUUGUUGUAG